This is a messenger RNA of Folsomia candida, 1360 nucleotides long. RefSeq lists its product as uncharacterized. The record is from RefSeq and is a predicted model, not a curated record. The transcript is spliced from 2 exons. The coding region runs from base 178 to 1089 and encodes 303 amino acids. NCBI's taxonomy places the organism in Eukaryota, Metazoa, Arthropoda, Collembola, Entomobryomorpha, Isotomidae.
UCGUCGUCCUCAGUCACAGGAAGGUCAAUAAAAUAAAUCCACUCCACUUUAUACGUAAGGUUUUGUAAUGGUCAUGCAGUCAUAAAAUAAAAUAACUCUUUCCCAACAAUUCGUCUCACACUUGCCAUCCAAACGUUGCUUUGAUUCAAUCUGUGCAUAAAAAUUGGUGGUCUGGUCAUGUCAAAGACAAAAAUGGGUAAAAAGUCCCUCCAAAAUAUUCCCCCACCAUCUGUCCCCGCUCAACUCGACCUGAGUGAAGAAGAUUUAUUCGUUUGUGACCAACUCGAAGACAUGAACGUGAUUUUGGAAGACGUCGAAUCCUCCCCAGCUUUGAAAAAGAGGAACAAAUCCGGUCUCGUCGACUACGUCAAGGCAAAAGGGGGCAGUUUAGCGUCGGGAAUUGGGCGAAUUUCCGGAAACUUGUUAAACAAAUUGGUCUCCGCGGGGAUGCAGACGCCCUUAGUGAAAUAUCUCUUGAGUCCGUCGACCCUUCGCAAGGCGUUGAAUAAUGAUCCAAUUUUGAUGGAAACUUAUCGAAUAAUCCUGACGAGUGAACCGGUUCAAGCGUUGAUGACACCGGAAGCGAUGAAAAUCGUGCUCGAUUCGGCCACCGCGAAGAAAAUCGUGACUCCGGAAAUGGUGUUGACCAUUUUGAACCAUGACCUUUUAGCGGAUUUUGUCACCCCUGAAACGAUCAGGUUUAUCGUGACGUCGGAAAUUGUGGAGAGGAUUUUACAACCGGGCGCGAUCCUGAAUAAUAUGGAGAGUAAAGUGAUGAGGAGGUUUUUAAGGCCGGAAAUUAUCCAUGAGAUCGCGUACGCCAGAUUUUUUACGAGGUUGAUGGAUCAGGAUUUUUUCGUGGAGUGGUUAACCACUGGGGGAGUGAGGGAUGUCAUGACGAAGGAGGCGGUGCAGGAUGCGUUGGAAUGUCCGGGGGCGAAGAGAACGAUGACACAGGAAACCGUGGACAAGGUGCUGGGUGUUGAAGGGGUGCAAAAUCUGGUGAAAAAUGAAGCCUUUUACGCCCACCUGAUGCAAGUCUAUGAGACGAUAGUUAAACAACAUAACGAUGACAAGAUGAAGACAUGAUGGAGACAAACUUUUCAUCUAUUUAUUUAUUUCUGUUCUAACUAAUUCUUACUAAAAAUUUGAAAUUUUGUCCAAAAAGUAGAAAAUCCUUCCUCAUUUUACUGAUAAUCGUAGUAGUACCCACUGUACAAGCAGGACCCCAUAAUCCCGUCCGGUGAUCGGCAGUAGUACCCACUGCAGCAGUUACCCUUCAACGCGUCGGUCGGAACGCAAGGCUGAUUGUAGCGGAUGCACUGAAAUAAAAAAUAAAUAAAAUUUGUAAAAAUCAAAA